This is a messenger RNA of Ahaetulla prasina, 9592 nucleotides long. It is a transcript of the gene LRRK1, whose product is annotated as leucine rich repeat kinase 1. Gene Ontology annotation, molecular function: ATP binding; protein binding; protein kinase activity. Gene Ontology annotation, biological process: protein phosphorylation. The record is from RefSeq and is a predicted model, not a curated record. The transcript is spliced from 34 exons. Lineage: Eukaryota; Metazoa; Chordata; Lepidosauria; Squamata; Colubridae. The coding region runs from base 344 to 6322 and encodes 1992 amino acids.
GCUGCUCAAGCAGGGAAGCCGAACGCGCCUCCUCCUUCUCUUCCUCUCCGAGUUUGGCUCCGUUUUCCCCAGCUCGCAGGCAUCCCACCGGGGGAUGUCCCGCGCAGUCGGUCCUUCUGCGCCGCCCCCCCGCACCCGGUUUCUUCCUCUUUCCAAGUCCCAAGACAUGGAGGGCGCGCCGAGGUUCCCCCGCAAGCCUUGCCCGAGCCAUUUCCUUCUGAGCUGUGAUGUAUAGCCUGGGUGCUUUGAAGAUAGAUAUGCUAGUCUGGCUUUGCAGAUGAUGGUUCAGAUAUUAGACAUGUUGGAGUGUUGAUGGUUUAAAACUUUCUGCCAAGCGCCGAGAAUGUAUUGGUGUGUCGGGAAACAAGAAUCUGCAGAAAAUGGCGAGAAUCCCAGAGAGGAGCAAGGAGAAAUGCCGGACAUGGGGGGCCAGCAGUCUGCGACAGAGUCUUUCUCCCCUGGCCAGACCUCUGCGAACGAGGCCAUUCAGAGUCUCUACCGAAGUGGAGACUUUGAGGCUGCUCUACAGCUGGUCCAAGCAGCCAGCAGGAGGAAUCUCUCUCAAGAGGAGAAGGGACACCUGUUGAGCCUUUCAACCAUCUAUGGGGACCUGCACGCCGUGAGAUACUUGCUAAAGGAGACAGGCGUGACCAUAAGCCUUGAACCCAGUGACCAUAACCCAGCGGUGGUAGCUGCGUAUUUUGGACAUAAGGACAUAGUACAAGAAUUGCUAGAUUCUUUUUUUGGUGCAACGAACAUCUCACAACUGCUGAAUUGGAUGUUGGUGGUGGCUUGCCAGCAAGGCCAUCUAGAGGUGGUUAAGCUCUUAGUGCUGACAUACAGAGCGGAUCCCGACAGCUACGCCGUGAGAAAGAAUGAGUUCCCCGUCCUUCUUCAAUUGCCAAUUUAUGCCGCCAUGCAAGAAGGGCAUGAUGAUAUCGCUGCCUUUUUGCUGGAGAAUGGCUCAUUCUUUUGUUCCUACACACUAAUGGAUUGUCCCAAGGCGAGCAAACGGCUCCUUUGCAAACAUUUCAUUGAACCUGUUCGUUCAUCCGGGAAUGUCCAGGCAAAACCAGGUCUUUCUGUGAACUGGUCAAAGCUCAGACUGCCUUGGGUGGAUUUUGACUGGCUGGUGGAUCUUUCCCACCAAAUAACGGAGCUGGAUCUCUCCACUAAUCACCUGACCUCCCUGCCAUCCAUCAUCCCUUGGGGUCUGAUGAAUCUCCAGAAACUGAACCUCUCCGACAACCGAUUAAAACAGCUGCUUGAUGUGCAGUCCUCGGAUGGAAUCAUCUGCACGAAGUUACUCGAGAUUGACAUAUCUAACAACAGAUUCCUCAGCCUUCCUUCUGGUUUAUUGCACCUUUCUAGACUCCAAAGACUCAUUGCUGGCAAAAAUUAUUUGGAAAAACUAUUUGAUGAGGAGAACGCAACCAACUGGAUUGGAUUAAGAAAACUGCAGGAAUUAGAUGUCUCAGACAACCGAUUAUCGGAGCUGCCUGUUUCCUUUCUGCACUGCUUGAAAUCAUUGCAAAGCCUCAACGGAUCUAGCAAUAACUUAAAAGUGUUUCCUCUACCAUGGGCCUGUCCUUUGAAAUCUUGUAAAGUAGCUAGAAAUAUGCUGGACUCUCUGCCUGAUACUUUGGCGGUGUUUUGGAAAAACCAUCUCAAGGAAGUAGAUUUUUCUGACAAUUCCCUGAAAGAUCUUCCACAGGGCCUCUUCCAGCUUGAAGCUCUGGUCUCCCUCAAAGUUUCAGGAAAUCAGAUAGUCAUGUUACCUUCUCCAGAGAAGUGGUCCUGCCGCUUGUUGAAAUCUCUGGAUCUCUCCAAGAAUCAACUUGGAAAAACUGAGGAAGGGACCAAAACUAAAUGGAUUCCAUUAUUCACUACAAGGAACAGAACUUGCGUUGGCAGCGAGAUAGAAUAUACCCUACAGUUUCCUGAAUUCCUGGCCGAGACGUUGGAAGUCCUCUGUCUGAAUGACAACCAACUAGACUCCGUCCCACAAUCUGUUUGUCUCCUCAGGGGGCUGUCAGAACUCUACUUAGGAAAUAACCCAGGCAUCCAAGAGCUUCCUACUGAACUUGGACAGCUGGUUAAUCUUUGGCAGCUGGAUAUUGAGGAUCUAAACAUUGGCAACCUUCCAACGGAGAUCAGAAAAGAGGGACCCAAGACCAUUUUAGCCUACUUACGCGCUCAGCUACGCAAAGCAGAGAGAUGUAAUGUGAUGAAAAUGGUGGUGGUAGGUCCUCCCCGACAGGGAAAAUCCACCUUGGUUGAGAUCCUGCAGACAGGGAAAUCUUCUCUUUCAAUGCCUGACAAUACCACCAUCCGGACCACAAGAUGGGAUCUCCAGAGACCUGCUGGGUUCAAAUCCAAGGUUGACGCCGUUGAGUUGAACGUCUGGGAUAUCGGAGGCCCCGCCAGCAUGUCAACAGUCAACCAGUGCUUCUUCACAGAUAAGGCAUUGUACGUUGUCAUCUGGAACUUGGCACUGGGAGAAGAAGCUGUGGCGAAUCUUCAAUUCUGGUUACUCAGUAUUGAGGCAAAGGCUCCAAAUUCAGUUGUGCUGGUGGUAGGGACGCAUCUGGAUCUCAUUGAAACCAAAUUCCGUGUCGAGAGAAUCGCCACCCUAAGAGCCUACGUCCUGGCCCUCUGUCGAUCUCCCUCUGGUUCAAGAGCCACUGGUUUUCCAGACAUCACAUUUAAGCAUUUGCAUGAACUCUCAUGCAAAACAUUGGAAGGUCUGGAUGGGUUGCGACAGCUGAUCUUCCACAUCAGCACAAACAUGAAGGAUGUCGGAAAUUCCAUUGGCUCACAGAGGCUUGUUGGGAGAUUGGUCCCGAGGAGCUAUUUGAGCCUUCAAGUAUCCGUCACAAUUGAGCAACAGAGGAGAAGCCAAAACGAUAGCGUGCAAUAUCUCACCGACAAGGAAAUACAAGAAAUCAUUGAGAAAACUCCAGCUAAUGACAUCAAGGAUUAUGAAGACAUGCAGUCCGCCAUCAAUUUCUUGAUCGAAACUGGGACGCUGAUGCAUUUCCCAGACACAAGCCACGGGCUGAGGAACCUCUACUUCCUUGACCCGGUGUGGUUGUCAGAAUGCCUGCAGAGGAUCUUCAACAUCAAAAGCUCAAAGUCAAUCGCCAAGAACGGGGUGAUCAAAUCCGAGGACCUCCGGAUGCUGAUGGUCGGGACGGGGUUCACCAAGGAAACCGAAGAGCAGUAUUUCCAAUUCCUUGCCAAGUUUGAAAUUGCAUUACCGAUAGCAAACAACAGUUAUCUCCUACCCCACCUGCUUCCUGCCAAGCCAGCCUUUGAUGUCCAUGGCUUACGGCACCAGACAACAAACACCAUCCAAAGAGUAUUCAAGAUGAGCUUUGUCCCCGUUGGGUUUUGGCAACGGUUCAUAGCCCGGAUGCUGAUCAGCCUUGCAGAGAUGGAUCUUCAGUUCUUUGAAAACAAGAGGGUGACCAAGAACAGAAAUAAAAGUUCUGUCAUCUACAGCUUCACGGGCACCCAAAGAAACAGAUGUAGCACAUUCCGGGUUAAAAGAAAUCACACAAUUUAUUGGCAAGAAGGAUUGUUUGUCUCCUUCGACGGAGGCUAUUUGAGUGUGGAGUCCUCUGAUGUGAAUUGGAAGAAGAAGAAAAGUGGUGGCAUUAAAAUCAUCUGCCAGUCAGACGUGAGGGAUUUUUCAGCCAUGGCUUUCAUCACUGAUCAUGUGAAUUCUUUGAUCGACCAAUGGUUUCCUGCCCUCACUGCCACCGAGAGUGACGGGACUCUACUGAUGGAGCAAUAUGUACCUUGCCCCGUCUGUUCAACCACAAAGCCCCAAGACGGAGAAGACAGCCCCCAAAAAGAAGAUGGACAGUAUUUCAAUAUGGAAGACUGUUUUCUCACAGCUAUUGAGCAGGACCACAUCACCUGUGCCCAGCAUCCAGAUCUACCUGUCCCUUUACAGGAGCUGGUCCCUGAACUUUUCAUGACGGACUUUCCAGCCAGAUUAUUCUUGGAAAACAGCAAACUGGAAUAUGUAGAAAAUGAAAACAGUAUCCUCGGCCAAGGAGGAAGCGGAACGGUUAUCUAUCGGGCACAAUAUCAAGGGAAACCGGUAGCCAUCAAGCGUUUUCAGAUUAAAAAAUAUAAGACUUCUGCCAAUUCAGCAGCAGACACCAUGCUGAGGCAUCUACGGGCGAUGGAUGCCAUGAAGAGCUUCUCGGAGUUCCGUCAAGAAGCCAGCAUUCUCCACUCACUGCAGUACCCCUGUGUGGUCUCCUUGAUUGGGAUCAGCAUCCAUCCACUCAGCUUGGCCUUAGAACUGGCUCCUUUGGGCAGCCUGACCACUGUUCUCUCAGAAAACUCUAAAGGAGCUUCCUUUGUACCUUUGGGACAUAUGCUGACCUUCAAGAUCGCCUAUCAGAUUGCCGCAGGGCUGGCCUACCUUCACAAGAAGAAAAUCAUUUUCUGUGACUUGAAAUCCGACAACAUCCUCGUGUGGUCUUUAGACGUGAAGGAAAGCAUCAACAUCAAACUAUCUGACUAUGGGAUUUCUCGCCAGUCCUUCCACGAAGGAGCUUUGGGGGUGGAGGGGACGCCUGGCUAUCAGGCCCCAGAAAUACGACCUCGCAUUGUCUACGAUGAAAAGGUGGACAUGUUCUCAUAUGGAAUGGUGUUGUAUGAGCUGCUGUCGGGGCAACGCCCCGUCCUGGGACAACAUCAGCUGCAAAUUUCCAAGAAACUCUCCAAGGGGAUUCGGCCCAUCCUGGGCCCGGCAGAAGAAGUACAGUUCCACCGACUGCAGGCUCUUAUGAUGGAGUGUUGGGAUACCAAACCUGAAAAGCGGCCCCUGGCCAUUUCGGUUAUAGGACAAAUGAAAAGUCCUUCCUUUGCCACAUUCAUGUACUACUUGCCCUGUGGGAAGCAGUCUGUCUUCUCUUCUCAAGGACAGGACCACACCGUAGUAUUCUGGGAUGAGAAGGAAGAUACAAGGAACUACACCGUAGUAAAUGCGGAGAAAGGAUUCGUAGAGGUUUCCAAAAUGAAUUGUCCAGGAAUGAAGCUAUGCUGCCAGUUGAAACUUCAGAACUCUCUUUGGACUGCAACAGAGGACCAAAAGAUUUACAUAUAUAGUUUACAAGGAAUGUGUCCUCUGAAGACUCCACAGAAAGGCAUAGACACUCCAGCCGUUGUCACCUGCUUUCUUGCAGUGCCUUUGAUGAAAAAGAACUGCUAUGUGGUCCUGGCUGGCUUAUCUGAUGGGCUGAUUGCAGUUUUCCAAGUCAUGAGUGGUGCCCUGGAGGACAAUUGCUGCUAUCUUUGCUCCCACACGGCAAACCGUUCCUUGUUCAAUAUCGGCGAUGACGACCCCCGCCAGAAUCCUCACUCCGUGAAAGCCAUGGAAAUGGCUAACAGUGGGGCAGAAGUGUGGUACAGCAAUGGCCCUGGUAUCCUUAUCAUAGACUGCAAAGCUAUGGAAAUCACCAGGCGACUGGAGCCCUACAGUCCGCCAUCCACAGUGGUAUCCAUUGUGUGCAGCUCCGACUGCAACGGGGAAGAAGUGAUGUGGUGUUUGGAUGAUACCACCAACUUCCUGGUGAUGUACUACAGCUCUACCUAUCAGCUGUGUGCCCGAUAUUUCUGUGGGGAUUGUAGCCCCCUGAGGGACAUGUUCACGAUUCAACAGCCUUCAACCUUGAUUCCUACAACACUAACCGCAAACAGGGAUGUGGCCCUUGAAAGCACCUCUUCGGCCAAUGUGAGCAUCCUUCAGAGCCGAGAACUUGGCACUCAAAUACUAAACCAUCAGGACUCCCUGACAGACUACUGCUCUAUGUCCUCUUACUCGACAUCAUCUCCUACCAGGAUACUGAGAUCUCCCUCCAGCCUUCCAAGCUCCCCCACAAGUUCUUCCAGCACGCCUUUCUUGACUGACUGUGAAGAGCUCAACAAGCUUCAGGAGCCAGACCUUCCUUCUGAGAAAUCUGAAACGUUUCUCCAAGCUGUGCGGAUCCUACCUGUAAAAGAGCUCUUGUGGAUUCCCAGGCAAGGAGGUGAUAUCAUUGUGAUUGGCUUGGAGAAGGAAGCCACAUCUCAGCGGGGAAGAGUCAUCGCUGUGCUGAAGGCUGUGGAGCUGGCCUCCUAUGGGUCACUGGUUGAUGCUGCUGUUCUGUCCAAAGACCGGGUUGUGUGUUGCUACCGAAAUGAGUCGAUGGAAUGGUGCUUGGCUCUCUGGAGGAGUUGGGGAGCCAAAGACUUUGAUCUUUUCUACCAAUCACAUGAAGAAUUAGGGAGACUUGAAAUUUGUCUGCGGAAGAGAAGGUAGUGUCUAUAGAUCAGAAAACUGACACCCUUGGAUGUCUUGAAGGCACCCAAACUUUUCUGGAAAGGGAGUGGCGGCUCCCCGGUUCUGCUGCUAAGAGAAACCAAAGAGGCUUCAUGCAUUUGGAUUCCCAUCCAUGUAACUAUCAAACGAACAUCCACAUCUUCUUCCAGUUGGAUGCAAGUGUAAACCAACCAACUCCCGUCUCUUCAGGUUCUUAGUAAUGCUGGUUUGUGUUGUAGCCCGUUGCUAAACACAACACUUUGGACAUAGUUGUCUUCCAGGAUAGAAUACGACUGACAAUUGCAUGUCAACUUUCACUCUUGUGAUAGACUGCAGGGGGAAAACGGGGAGGACGGGAGUCCAGUUCUAGUUAUAAAUUAUGUCUGUAUGAAAUUCUCCAAUUCUGACAGUAUGAAAAGAACUAACCUAGGUUAAAUGAGGUUGUAUGGAGAAUGUCUGAUUCUGGCGGAAAGGGCCUUUCUUGCUCUUUUAGGUUAAACCCAACGUGUUUCAGAAUAUAGUUAUAUUCUAGGUCUGUGAUGCCGAACCUAUGGCACGCAUGCCGGAAGUGGCACGCAGAGCCAUCUCUCUGGGGACACAAGCCAUCAUCUGUUGUUCUUCCGGGGUCCGGUGUGCCGACCAACUGGUUUUCACGCACGCGGAGUGCCGGAAGCUGGAAGAGCAGCUGCCCAGUGCACAUGCGCACGCCGGGAAGAUGAUCUUCCGGUUUCCAGCACCCACAUGUGCACUGGCCAGCUGGUCUUCACGUGUGCAUGCGCACUAGAAACUGGAAGACCAGGUGACCAGUGCGCAUGCGUGCCCCGGAAACUGGAAUAUCAUCUUCCCGGGGUGCACAUGCGCAUCGGUUGGCUGCUCUUCCAGUUUCUGGCAUGCUCAAACACACACACACACACACUCGUGCUCCCAUUUCAGCACUCAGUGCUGAAAAGGUUCACCAACACCGUUCUAGGUUAACUCUUCCACGUUAAACCCAGCGGUCUUGAGAAUAUCAUGAUAAAACAUGGAACGUCUCAAUUCCACAGAAGCAAAGUUUCCAGAAAGUUUUGAGGCUGGCCCCAAGUGAAUGCGAGCUGAUUUUAAAUCAUUUAGGGAUCAGGGACUAAAUUGCGACGAAUGUGUGUCUCUGUGUGUGUGUGGUUAUCACUUUAUUGUCAUCCAGAGCCAUUAAGAACCGUGGUGGUACCGUGGUUAGAAUGCAAUAUGGCAGGCUAACUCACUGCUCACUGCCAGGAGUUCGAUCCUGACUGACUCAAGAUUGACUCCAUCCUUCCGAGGUGGGUAAAAUGAGGACCCAGAUUGUUGGAGGGCAAGAGGCUGACUCUGUAAACCACUUAGAGAGGGCUGUGAAGCACCGUGAAGCGGUAUAUAAGUCUAAGGGCUAUUGCUAUCAUUUCAGCCUUAUCGGAGCCAAUCAGCGCACAAAAGAAGCAUAUCACAUUUAUAUUUUUAUUGAAUGUAUUGACAAUUGGAAGAAGGUUUUAUGAGAUCAUUUUUCCAACAGAAGGAAACUAGAAAAUGCAUUCUGAUCUAAUUGCGGGUUGUUUAUUAUACAUUCGUCCUUAUUGCUACUGCGUUUUUACUAUUGACCUCUUAACAGUCCAUAACUCACCAUUCUUAGUUAACUCCUAUUUUGACUGGGCAGAAAAAGGAACUUUCAUACUGAACUGCUCUGUUAUAACAUUAGUAUAAACCUGGUUUCAUGCUUUUUCUUUAAUCUGACUUUUUCCCAAUUCCUUAUACAGCUGCAGAAGCUUAGGAAGAAACAUGGGGCAGAUAGAUCAAAUUUUUCUUCAGACAAUUCCUGGUAAUAUUUUCCUCCUGAACUGUGUCUAUUAAAAGCAUUAAUUAAAAAAUCUCUUUUGCUAAAUUGUAGGAAGCAAGCUAAAUAGGCCUCAUCAUGAGUGCCUUUCUUUUCCUGACAGUUAGAACAAUUAAUCACUUGCCUCCAGAAGUUGUAGAUGCUCCAACACUGGAAGUUUUUAAGAAAAUGUUGGAUAACCAUUUGUCUGAAGUGCUGUAGGGUUUCCUGCCUAAGCAGGGGGUUGGACCAGGGGCGAAAUGCUCCCGACUCUGACUGGAUCUUGCGAUCCGGUAGCGAUCAUGGCCUGUGGUUCGGCGAUCCGGUAGCAAUUGCUGAACCACCGGCGACACCCUUCGUCUAGGUGUCAUUACUUCCUGGUUUUAACCAGGAUGUAAUGUGUUUUGUGCAUGCGCAGAAGGUCUGCAUGCGGAUGUGACGCACGCAUGCGAAGUGCUCAGGCAGCGUUUGAACUUCUGAGCUGGUGAGGAAGGUAAGUAGAUUUCACCCCUGGGUUGGACUAGAAGACCUCCAAGGUCCCUUUCAACUCUUUUACCCUGAGAAGAGGGACUUCUCAGGGUGCCGUCCGCCAAACAAUGUCGGUUGGCGGCUUCCAGAGGAAGAUCCUUCUCUGUGGGGGCUCCUACUCUCUGGAAUGAACUUCCCCCUGGUUUACGCCAAAUACCUGACCUUCGGACCUUUCACCGCGAAUUGAAAACACAUCUGUUCAUUCAUGUGGGGCUGGCUUAAGGUUUUUCUUUUUAAAUUGUCUAGAUUUUUAAAUUUUAAAUUCUAUUUAUGUUUUAAAUUGGGGUUUUUAGAUUUUAAAUAUUUUAAUUUUUCGGCCAAUUGUAUAAUAAGUUUCUUAAUUUAGUUUUUAAUUGUACAUUGUUUAUGUUUUAUUCUGGCUGUACACCGCCCUGAGUCCUUCGGGAGAAGGGCAGUCUAGAAAUCCAAUAAAUAAUAAUAAUAAUAAAAUAAUAAUAAUUUUAUCCUAUCCUAUCCUAUCCUAUCCUAUCCUAUACCAUCCAUCCCAUCCCAUUCUAUUCUAUUCUUACCAUUCCUGUAAUCCAGAAUUGGGACAAGCAACGGCCUUCCAGAUUGUUAAACUAUCAUUCCCAGUUCAAAAACUUUUGCUGAGAAAUGGUUCCAGAGACAGAGAGUACGAUGCAGGGCUGCCAUUUUUGUGAAGUAGCCCCGAGCGUUAUUCAUACUAUGUAUUUGCACUAACCUUUGGUAUCCUUCUCCAACCCAGAAAUAGAGAUAGUUGCUGGCUUUAUAUACCUAUUAACAUAUUUUGUGUUACUCUUUGAAAAUACGUUUAUAUAAAUGCCACCAAGGCUGUGUUGUGGCAAAUAUAAAAGGAACCCUUUUGUAAAUGGACGGAUAGUUGAUUUUUGUUUUAAAAAAAAAAUCCUAAUUUUUAAAAAACGGUUAUGCAUUGUCUGUGU